CGGCCGCUGCAUUCCCACGCCCACCAGCUACCGCUGCGAAUGCAACAUGGGAUACCGGCAGGACGUGCGCGGGGAGUGCAUCGAUGUGGAUGAGUGCGUCAGUAACCCGUGUGUGAAUGGAGGACUGUGUCAACACACAGGGAUCGUACCACUGCAAAUGUCACGAGGGAUAUCAGGGAACUCCCACCAAACAGGCCUGCAUCGACAUCGACGAGUGUAUCGUGAACGGCGUUAUGUGUCGUAACGGACGCUGCGUGAACACAGAUGGAAGUUUCCAGUGCAUCUGUAAUGCUGGCUUUGAGAUCAGUCCUGACGGGAAGAACUGUGUCGAUCAUGAUGAAUGUGCAUCCACCAACAUGUGUCUCAACGGCAUGUGCAUAAAUGAAGACGGGAGCUUCAAGUGUAUCUGCAAACCUGGAUUUGCAUUGGCUCCCAAUGGACGCUACUGCACUG
Messenger RNA from Carassius auratus (goldfish), 453 nucleotides. RefSeq names its product fibrillin-2-like. Gene Ontology annotation, molecular function: calcium ion binding. The transcript has 4 exons. NCBI's taxonomy places the organism in Eukaryota, Metazoa, Chordata, Actinopteri, Cypriniformes, Cyprinidae. The record is from RefSeq and is a predicted model, not a curated record. The annotation marks the transcript as partial.